Messenger RNA from Solenopsis invicta (red fire ant), 2176 nucleotides. RefSeq lists its product as uncharacterized. The record is from RefSeq and is a predicted model, not a curated record. Bases 1434 to 2006 code for a protein of 190 amino acids. The transcript is spliced from 2 exons. Lineage: Eukaryota; Metazoa; Arthropoda; Insecta; Hymenoptera; Formicidae.
AUUGUGGUUGAAAUGUUUUAUGUUUUUCUUGGGAUGUUUUAUCAUUGUUAUCUGAUAAUUUUUUAAGUUUAUUUUUAUGACCCACAGAAUCCAUAUGUCUGGAAACAUGUGCAGAAGAGCAUGACAAAUUUUUGUUACAUACAGUGCAAUGAUAGAGAGAAUUAUCAGACGGUACUCCGCGUAUCCAAAAUUUAUAUCGAUCAUCAGAAAGCCAAGCUUCUGAAAAGGUUCGCUUUUUUUGAUCGAUUUAUCACACAUUUUUGUAUAAAAUAAGUAAAUAGUAUAUAUAAAUAUUACAAAUAUAAGUGUCACCAAAAGAGAUCAGGAUCCUGUGGUUUGUUAUUCCCACAAUAUUUAUUGAUUAAAUUGUAUUCUCUUUCCGAAUAUGUGUGUGUGUGUAUGUAUGUGUGUGUGUGUGUGUGUGUGUGUGUGUGUGUGUGUUAUGUAAAAAUUCGUUUUACCUUUUUGGUCGUAAAUAUUUGCCAACUGAAGACAGAGCUCUGAUCAGCAGCAAGACGUUGCGACCAAACAGAUAACAAUGAACAUAGCGCAUAGAAAAACAAUUGAAGCAUAUUUCAGUGGUACCACAUUCCGCCCGCCUUACUAUUGUUGGUAAAAAUGCACGUGGACGCGCGUUUAUCGAUGAUCCGCGUCUCCACUGUCAUUGUUUACGUUCCUGCGACAGCCAACAGCGACAGAUAACGAUAUGGCAGGUUAGUUAUAAAUAUUUUAUUACUACUCAGUUAAUGAUAGAUUCAAUGUUGAUUCACUGAUUAAGUAAUUCUAGUAGACAGAGUUGUGCGUAUAGUAAUUUAGAGAUGUAUUAUAAUUCAGAAAAUAAAAGAAAUAAUUCAUGAUAGAAAGGGUUAUGUAUACGUCUUGUCAACAUUUGUAACAAAUCUUGUACUAGUAGAUAAGCUAUGUAAAUUAUUAGAAAUUGAAUAACAAUACUGAAAGUUAGGACAAAAUAAAAUUAAUAUGUUCCAGACAGAAAUAACUCUUCAUGUCGAAUGGAUAUCGAUUUGAUAUAAAAAUCAUCGUUUUGACAUUGACUUCAUAAUCUUUUUUUGCUGAGAUGUGGUUUUAAUAGUGAUAAAAUACAAAUAUAUAACAUCCUAAAGAAUUCCAAAAAAAUUUUUUUAAAUACAGGUUUUUGUCAAUUCUGAGUUCAUUUUCAGAUGCAAAGAUUCUGUUUCUGACUUUCUAGAAAAAAAAUUCUGUGUGCAUCUGAAAAUGAACUCAAAAUUUAUGACAUCGAUUUGAUGAAGAUUUCUCUUUGGGGUAUGUAAUAAUUUUAUUGCGUUAUAACUUUCUGUGUAUUGUGUUAUUCAAUUUAUAAUAAUUUAUAUAACUUGCAUUAUCUACUUGUAGUAUUAUGUAAAUUAAAUGAAUUAUUUAUAUUUCAAACAUAAGCUUUUAUAUUUUACGCACAAAUGUUGCUUUUAGAAUUACUACAUAAUAUAUUUAUAUAUGUUUGUUAUUUAUUAAUAUUAUAUUUGUAUUUUUCAGAAAAACAAAUAGUGCGCCAGGGAUCUGCUGUGCUCCAGCAAAGGCUGGAGCAGAUGGAAAAUAGCAUACAGGCCGUGCACAUGAUGCUGCAAGAGUUGCAGCAACAGCGGCAGCAACCGCAGCAGCAGAUUGACCGCUUAGAACAAGCGGUCAAUCUGCUGUUACAACGGCAAAUGCCGCAACAACAGGAGCAACCACAGCAGGAGCAAUCGCUGCAGGAGCAACCGCUGCAGGAGCAACCGCUGCAGGAGCAACCGCUGCAGGAGCAACCGCUGCAGGAGCAAUCCCAGCAGCAAUUGCAACAGCAGCAAAAUAAUAUCCGUCGAAACGGACCAGGGCAUGGGCGUUCCGGCGCCCGCUGGAACCGCCAACGCGGAAUCCUCGGCGGCAGAGGCGGGAGAUUCAGAGGCGGGAGAGGAAGGAAUGGACAGAGAAGAGGAAGGGGUGUAGGCGGUACAACAAUUAUAUAUAAAUAUUAUAAUACAUAUAAAAAAUGAAAAAAUAUAUUUAAAAAAAUGUAAAUGACUGUCCUUUUAUUUUUAUCCCGUUAACAUACUUGUCCGUAAUAUUAUCGAAGGAGUGUAUAAAAUAUUUUGUCCGUAAGGACAUCGUUCGACAAGAACGAGCGUGUCAAUGUAAACACGCAAACACACACACAUACACACAC